Molecule: messenger RNA, 1692 nt
Organism: Glarea lozoyensis ATCC 20868
Lineage: Eukaryota; Fungi; Ascomycota; Leotiomycetes; Helotiales; Helotiaceae
Product: Ferredoxin reductase-like, C-terminal NADP-linked
Exons: 2
Coding region: 1-1692 (563 amino acids)
Cellular component (GO): plasma membrane
Molecular function (GO): oxidoreductase activity
Source: RefSeq, a predicted model, not a curated record
AUGCCAGAACCAAUACUCGAAGAUCAAUACACGGCGGCUAGAGCGUACUUUCUUUGCGUUGUUGGACUUUUGUUUAUCGAGUCCGCGAUUCAUUGGCCCCUCUAUUUUCUGGAACUUCGCAAUCGUGGCAAGCCUGUCACUAUAUCCUCGAAAACGCAUUGGCAGAUCACCACCUAUCUCCACAAGCUUGCCACACUUCCAUCGCUGAUACCAUUCGUCACCGACUACACAUUGCCAAUAAUCUUACGGCUCUUAGCAUUCAUUGGACUCAACAUACUGUGGGGAUACAACAGCAUCGAAUUCUCGACCGAUUACAAACUCUAUGGGUGGCUUACAAUAGCAAAUGGAGGGCUCGCACUACUUAUGGCUUCGAGGACAAAUCUUUUUGCCCUUGUGCUGCGCAUUCCAUCGCCAGUGAUUCUUUUAUAUCACCGCUGGAUUGGAAUCGCAACAGUCGCACAUGCAACAACUCAUUUCGCGCUCAACGUCCAACGAUAUAUCAAGACUGAUCAGCUAGCUGAUUCUUUCUCAAAUCGAAGGAUUCAAGUUGGAAUCAUGGCAUGGCUAGCACUUGCGAUCAUGUUUCUGACGUCUCUGAAUUUCAUCCGACGAAGAUUCUUUGAGGCCUUUUACUACUCCCAUGCUUUGUUCUUCGUUUUCGUGGUUGGCGCUUUGGUCCACGCGACGAAAGGGCCUGAAUUUCUGCUUCCAGGUCUACUUCUUUGGGGUGUUGAUCGGGCGAUCAGAUUUUGGGAUAAUUUUCGACGUGUAGAAGCCAAAUCAAUUACCACUCUGUCAGGAGACGUGACAAAAUUUACAAUCGAGGGCCGUCAAGUCACACACCCCGGUCAAAUUGCUUGGGUUCAAAUUCCUGGUGUAUCAUUUCUCAAUUGGCAUCCUUUCACAGUCGCAUCGGCGCCUGGACAAGAACAUGCAGUCUUUGCAAUCAGAGGUCUAGGUGGAUAUACAAAGCGACUUAAUCACCUUGCAAUGGACAACAACAUCGACUCGACAAAAAAGAUGUCCACGUCCUCAGCAGAACCAGAUAAAAGCUCGUCAAUCAUGCCAACAUCAGUGUCGAACACUUCUGUAACAACCGAUAAACCGCUCAAAAUACGGGUAGAUGGUCCUUAUGGUGUAGGAGGCACAAGAUGGGGAUUGUACCCUGUCACUGUGCUGGUCGCCGGUGGCAUUGGCAUCACACCCGGAAUCAGCAUCGCAACUCACAUCAUCCAGCGAGCGUUAUUUGCCAGAGAUUCUCAACAUUCAACAGAUUCGCGGCAAAAUUGGCAUAUUCAUCUUCUCUGGGUAUUGAAAGACAUCAAGCAUACAAGCUGGUUUGCUGAGGAACUGCAAAAGUUGUCAGAAUUGGCAGCCAAUCCCGACGUCCCAGUUACAUUCAACAUCACUAUUCACAUAACAGGUUCCGCUGCCUCGUCCGCUCAAAUGGAAGAGUCUAUCGAGAUGGGUUCCGAGUCGCCAUUCAAAUAUGUGGGUCCUGGUGUUGUUGUCAAUGGUAGACCAAAUUUGAAGAUGUGGUUUGAAGACGUGAAGAGGCAGCGAAGUGGGUUGGAAGCGGUGGUUAGUGUAUGUGGUCCGAGGAGUCUGAUGAAUGGUGCCAGGAAAUCUGCGGCGGAGGUUAGUACGGUGGAUGGACACUUUCAUGUGGAAGAGGAGACUUUUGAGCUUUGA